Messenger RNA from Protopolystoma xenopodis, 126 nucleotides. NCBI's taxonomy places the organism in Eukaryota, Metazoa, Platyhelminthes, Monogenea, Polystomatidea, Polystomatidae. The record is from the annotation of a GenBank genome assembly.
UUAUCUCGCGCAUAUCGCCAGUUGGCCGUUAUUCCUACCGUCGUCUAUCGAUUCGUGUGGCCAACCUAUCCCUUGUUUGCCCGUGCAGGCCUUGAUCUAGAAAAUGGAUCAUUUUUGACGUCUUAA